Hylaeus volcanicus is the source of this 10289-nucleotide messenger RNA. RefSeq names its product eye-specific diacylglycerol kinase (gene rdgA). The transcript is spliced from 11 exons. Gene Ontology annotation, biological process: diacylglycerol metabolic process; lipid phosphorylation; intracellular signal transduction. NCBI's taxonomy places the organism in Eukaryota, Metazoa, Arthropoda, Insecta, Hymenoptera, Colletidae. The record is from RefSeq and is a predicted model, not a curated record. The coding region runs from base 3495 to 7613 and encodes 1372 amino acids. Gene Ontology annotation, molecular function: protein binding; ATP-dependent diacylglycerol kinase activity.
CCCCGUCGUAGUCGACGGAAUAUCUCUCCCGUAGGAGCGGGUGAGAGGCCCUCCACACACGUGUCUGCCCUUCCUGCGUCACACGUUUUCCCCGAUACUCGGCCGCGUAGCGCAAUCUCCAAUUCGUCGUUCGCGGCAUCGGUGUUUCUCGUUCCCGUGUGGGUGUGCACGUUACAGACGGGAUCCGUCGGGAGGGCGCAUGUCUGACCGACGACGGCUAGGAGGGCGCGAGCAAGAGGGUAAACGCGAGGGUUAGAGGAAGACGAGAGCCCAGUGUUAACCCCCACUUUGCCUCUCGCGGUAUCCGGCACUGCCGAGCCCUGGUCACUAGUCCGACCAGUCUACCCUGUCACGGCACUCUACGCGUACUCGUUCGUCGGGACUCCUCUUGGUCGCUCUUCUCGUGAUCGAUUGCAAAAACAAAUAAAACGAACGGAAACAAAUAAUAACAAGAGAAGAAACGAUAGAGAAUCGGUCGAGAUCACGUUCGGGCGCGUCGCGUGGUCGGCGUCGCGAUCGAGACGAUAAACGCCGCGAUACGGUCCGCGUGCACGCUCCGCGAGGACGGAGGCCGUUGAUCGGCGAUCGUUUCGUCGGAUCGACGGUAUUCCCGUCGGCGCGACGAUGCUCGUCUAGGAGGAGCUACUAGUCGCUCGCGUGGGAAGUCGACUCGCGACUCCCGUUAACGCUGAACGUCGAAAUCUCAUCCCAACACCGUCGAAGCUGCUGUUAGACAGCGAAGCUAAUCCUAGAUUCGGAGGGUAGCAGUCGGAGUCACUUUCUGUCAAAUCCUAUCAAAUCUUAUCAAAUCUUUCGAAGGAAAAAAUCGUCCUGCGUUGAAACGUUUGGAAUGCGUUUCAGCUUCCCUUUAAAGUUCGGUAGCACGCGGCUGGAUCGAAUCGAAGGUAGCCAGCCGGCGUCCGAGGAACCUUGACGGCAGUGAUAUGGAGAUCACAUGAGACCACCACGUUCGACGUAGCCUGUCCAUCGUCGGAAUUUUAUGGGAUUUCGAUCGACGUGAUUACCGCGCGUCGCUGAGAAAUUAAGUUACCGGUGCUGGAAGCUCGAUCGAUGCUGGUAGUUGCUCGAGAGUAGAGUGUCACGACGCGCGAGAGGGAGAAGUGGUCGCGAAGAAAGUGAGACAAAAGUUCGUCGAGGUGUUCGACGACCUCACGUGCGUCGAGGUUCGUCGAGGUCGUCGACGGUUCCUGGUGGACGCGUGACCUUCGACUAUGGUUCACGCGUCGAUGACCAACGCGCUCGAUCCUGGUCUGUCGACCCUGGAACACUCGAGGAUCGUAUCGAUCGAGAUCCUCCGUCGCGAUUUCAGAAGAGAUUAACGGGAGCGUCGAGGGCUCCGUUAGAUAUCGGGAACAAACUCGUGAGUGGUUGGUUCUAAACGUUGACGAAAGCGGGAGAGGGUUAGGGCUUCGAGAACGACCCGGUUAGCUUCCCAAAGGCUAAUUGGCGUCACUUAUCUUUCAGACCAGAGAGCCGUACAACGGGGUGGUUCGAGCUUUUGAAGUUUGCCCUUGUAUCAGAGGCUGAUCAGCUCUCGCGUGCGUUCCAUUUGAUCCACGUAUCAGUCUCUGACCAUCGGAUGCUGUGUACACGGACAGAGUGGAUACAUUUCGACCAUUAACGCGCCAGAUUCGUUUAGCAUCGCGCGCCGGAGAUUCGGGGAGUAAUCCCUUUGACUUCAAAGACACCUGGACCGGAGCGGAGUAAUCAGCGCGUCCUUGUGCCAAUUUGUACAUGCUUGAUUCGAGUGUCGAGGGAAUGGACGUUUGACUUGUCUCCUUUGAAGGGUUUGAAGUCGAGGAGAGUAAUCGUCGCGGUAUCGAGCUUCUAAUUGUUUAUUACCUGUGAGAUUUAACCAAAACACCCGAAGCAAACGCUAAUGGAUAUACGGAUCGAUUUGGUUUCGUAAUAUCGAAAAACCCGGCAUGGUGACAUUAUCCAAGACUUAAGUGUGGAUGAAAACUGUUGACCACUGAAACAUUCAGAAGUAGUUGUUUAUUAUAAGAUCGGUUGUCUUUGAAGAAGUCGGAGUCAAGGAAAACAAUCGUCACAGCGUGGAACAUUCGUUUGAACUGUUUAUUCCCUGUGUCUAUAGACGACCACUAAAAAAUAUCCAGAAAUGUCUGUUCGUUAUAAAACUGGUCGCCUUUGAAGUACUCUAAGAGAAUAAUCGUCACGACCGUUUAUUACCCGUGAGACGUAACCAAGACACCCCGAAGCACACGUUAACGAAUAACCGAAUUGAUCUGGUUUCGUAAUAUCGAACCAUUCAGCUGACGUUGUCCAAGCCUGUAUAUAAAAACUGUUACAGAAGAUCACUGAAACACCCAGAAGUAUCCGUUUACAACGAGUUGCCCUUGAAAGAAGAUCUCGCGGUGUUCCCACGUGUGUAAACGUCUCCAACCGUGGCGAGAUUACAUCGAGGCGAAGCCGACGAUUAAGGGGAAUAGCUGGGAAUAAAGCUCAUCUUCUAGCGCGGGCGGAGGCAGCGCGUUUAAUUCGAGAAAGUGCGUUCAUCGGAAGCGGCGACGAGGAAAUUCCGUCGAGUUGGAAAAGGAGCGGUUCGAGGACGUCGUUUCCACGUGGCUAUGUCCCGGAUCGGAAUGUAAUUUCAAACGAUAGAUCCCCGACACCGUCGAAGGUGGACUACGCGAGACCUUGCGACUCGGUGUCUGCGUCACGGUCCCAGGAUUACAGACAUUGAUCGAGCUACGUAAACAGAGUCGAAGUGACUCCGGUAACUCCGGAUAUUCGAGACGAAGCGAGCCAUCGCGACGGUACUUUUUCAUAAACUGCGACGGAGAUUCCUUACGGUAGUAAAGAGGCGAAAAUUGAACUCUUCUUGGGCGGUGAAACUCCAACAGACACCUCGUACUAUUUUAAUAUUAUUCCGAAACAGGGUAGCCCGGUCGUGUUUCUUAAAAGAUCGUUUUAGGAGCGGAUCAAGCAGUAGACAAUCACGGAUGUCCGAUUCGCGACAUCUCUGUAACCCAACGAGAGACCAAUCGUGAAGUAUACCGAAUCCUCUCCGAAUUCCACCGCAAGCAAUCCCAGCGGAAAAUUGAAACGGGAUCGAGCUUGGCGCAAGGGAAGAAUUGGUUCCAGCAUAUCUCGCGACGCCCCCGAUCUCCAGCCGAAGGAUCUCGCUAAAUCGAAGGCGUGGCAAGCCCGAUAACGAGCGUUGAGGUCACUUAUGAUGGGCUGCAGACCGGCAGCUAAGUCGAAGGUGGAGGAAGGGUGCGGUCGCGGGGAGUCCGAGGCGGUUUCCUCGUCGCCUAGGUGUACCGAGGUCAUCGAGCUUCCCAGCGAGACGACGAUCAUUCAGAAGAGAGAGGAUCGGGGUUCGAGUAGCGCAGGUGACACGGAGGAGGAGGAAGAGGAGGGAGAGCUGACAAAGGAACGAUCGCAGUGGACGUGGUACGAGUUAUCCGUCGACGGAGACGCGUCAAACUUCAGAUAGCUGCCAAGUGAGGAUGCAGAGGCUGCGCUCGACCUUCAAGAGGUCGCGCACCCCGACGGGAGCCGAGAUGAAGUCGCAGUCGAGCCUCGAGGUGCCCAAGCAGGUCAGAUCGGCUUCGUUCGACGAGAUCCAAUUGGAAGCGAAACGCCAAGACGAUGUACGGGACGCCAGGUCCACCAGGACGACCUCUUCGUCGUCUUCCUCCUGUUCGCCGGCUAGAUCGCAGGACUCUUCGCGCGGGAAACGAUCCGCGACGCUUAGGGUGCCACAGUUGCAGAGCGGUCAACGAUCAAAGAGCUUCGACGUCUGCGAGAGAAGUUAUGGCUCGUCCUCCAGCCAACAAUCCCUCAGCAGCGUCCGACGCCCGGAGACGCCGACUAUUCAGGUCUCCGGUUGUUAUCACUGUGCCUGCGUCGAGGAGUACAAGAGCCUCUACUCCAGCAGGGACGACGACGACCCCUCGUCCAGGGAGGACGAGGUGGCCGAGGACGCGGAUGACACCUCGGACGACGAGGACUCCGAGUUGGAUCCCAAGAGCGAGGGUAGCCCUGAGAUCAGAGUCACCCUGAUGACGUUUCCUGAAAAAGAGCCGGAGGUUCGGAACGCGGAGCCUCCUGCUGUAACGGAAGUCGUUCACCAAGUCGUCCCUCAAGUCGUACAGGAGGAGAACGUCGAUAGCAGAGAGUUCACGGGUGGGUUAUUUCCGGAGAGACAACGCAGAAGGUCGAUCGCCUCCCCUAAGUUGUCGCGACAGGAGGCCCUGACCUCGUAUCCCGUCGAGCUGCCCACGCUGGUCAGCUCGACGGAGGAAGAGGAGAAACCAGACGACGACGACGACGACGACGACGAAGAUGAUAAUCUUGGGGCCAGCAAGUGCAAGUUCGUCGUCAGGGACAUCUUCCUGACGGUCCCCGAGCUUAAGAGAGACCGAGCAGCCUCCGUGGACUCCUGCUUCAACAACAAGAAUGGGAACGUGGAGGACGCGGACACCUUGGCUGUACCUCAGCAGAGUAUACGCUCGAAGAGCGUCGAUAUCGUUCUGCCCACCGAGGCGCAGACGAGGUACACUGCUCUGCUGCCUGGCACCGAGGCUCGACCUACAAGAGGAGGGAGAGAAGAGGGAGGGACGAGUGGCGGCCACCGUGAACCUCGAUCCACGCCCGAUUGGGGUCCUGGUGCAAUUAAUGGGGAACAUCUUUGGGUACCGACGUCAGCUUCUGGUGACUUCUGUUACGUCAACGAUUGCUCGAAACAUGGGCCACGGAUGAAAUGCGCCGCCUGUCGGGUGGUGGCACACGCGGUGUGCGCGACCAGUCUCAAUUUCGCCUGUAAAUCGAGCUUCCGCGACGUGGGUGUCCGACAGUAUCGCGAGCAGACGAACACGCACCACCACUGGGUCCAUCGGCGUUCGCAAAAGGGGAAAUGUGGUAAUUGCGGGAAAUCGUUCCAAUCGAAGCUGAGCUUCACCUCCAAAGAGAUCGUCGCCGUGAGCUGCAGCUGGUGCAAGGCAGCCUUUCACAACAAAGAAGCAUGUUUCAAUGUUCAGAAGAUCGGCGAGAACUGCGAGCUGGGUUGUCACUCGUCCAUAAUCGUGCCACCAUCUUGGAUCGUCAAGCUGCCACGGAAGGGUAGCUUCAAGAGCAGCCUAAGGAAAUCCCCGCGCAAGAAGAAGUCUGGCGAGAGGAAGAAGUCGAAGGACAAGGACAAGGACAAGGAGCAGGAUAAAGACCACGGAAAGCUGUGGGUGGUGAAACCGAUACCGACCCCUUCCGUGAAGCCGGUGUUGGUGUUCAUCAACCCAAAAUCGGGCGGUAAUCAAGGGGCGAAGCUGCUGCAGAAAUUCCAGUGGCUCUUGAACCCGAGACAGGUCUUCGAUCUGACGCAGGGUGGACCCAAAAUGGGCCUGGAAUUAUUCAAGUCAGUUCCUAAUCUUCGAGUUCUCGCGUGUGGUGGUGACGGUACCGUCGGUUGGGUGCUGUCAAUCCUGGAUCAGAUCGGCGCCUCUCCGCCUCCGGCAGUCGGUGUCCUUCCCCUUGGCACUGGAAACGAUUUGGCAAGAGCUUUGGGAUGGGGAGGUGGUUACACAGACGAGCCAAUCGGAAAGAUUCUGUCGAAUAUAGGAGAAAGCGACACCACGCUACUGGACAGAUGGCAGCUGGUCGUCGAGAGGAAUCCCGAUGCCCAGGGCGACGAGGACAACGGCAAGGGCAAAGAGAGUCUACCUCUGAAUGUCGUUAAUAAUUACUUCUCCCUGGGCGUGGAUGCUUACAUCGCCCUCGAAUUUCACGAGGCCCGAGAGGCGCAUCCAGAAAGGUUCAACUCGCGACUGCGAAACAAGAUGUAUUACGGUCAGAUGGGCGGCAAGGAUCUCGUUAGACGAAAAUGGAAGGACCUCUCGGAAUUCGUAACGUUGGAUUGCGAUGGCCAGGACAUGACGCCGAAAUUGAAGGAGCAUCGUGUUCACGCCAUAGUCUUCUUGAACAUCGCCUCGUACGGUGGUGGUACGCAUCCUUGGGGUGCUGCGAGUGGAACCAAGGAACCAUCGACGGAGGAUGGACUGAUCGAGGUGGUUGGUUUAACUACCUACCAGCUGCCACUCCUUCAAGCAGGUGGACAUGGCACCUGCAUAGCUCAAUGCAGCACGGCCAAGCUAGUUACCACGAGGACCAUUCCAAUGCAGGUCGACGGUGAAGCCUGUCGCCUGUUGCCAUCCAUCAUCGAGAUGAAACUGUUGAACAAGGCUACCAUGUUGGCGAAACGAAGGAACGCCGGCAAGUCGCACCGCGACGUUGUUCAGUUGGAGAGAUUGAAAUUGCCAGUGAUGAAGAUAAAGAUGCCCGACUACGAAAGGUAUCAUCACGACAAAGACAUGCUGAAGAAGUCCGCGACGACGUGGAUAGCGGAUCCGCUCGAUCUCGACGCCACCACGGAUCUGGAGUCGCUAAGGAAGAUCCUGGCGAAGGACUACAACAUGGACACUUGUUGCUUCCUCGACUCGUGCACCGCGGAGCGAUUCUUCAGGAUCGACAGGGCUCAGGAGCAGCUCCAUUACGUCACGGAUGUCGCCGUGGACGCGGUGUACGUUCUUGACGAGACAGCGGCCAAUCAAUCAUCUGGCGAACCCGAGGGAAAGCUUUCUCCAAACCAAGAAACGAAACCAGUUCAAUCGUCGCCCAGCGAAGAACGACCAAAGACAAACGCAGCCAUGACAGAAGACCCGGUCAGAGAAGAACCAGCUAAAAAAGAACCAGUUAAAGAUGAGCCGAAGGCGCAACCAAUUACGGUACCGGAGAACGCAGCGCCGAAGACUCAGGACUCCGCCAAAUCUCAGGGAUCGAUGAGCAGAAGCACACCUCAUAGCGAAACGAAUAAUGCAAGGAACGGGGAAAGAGUCUCGGUUAACGAGAACAUAGUAACUGGAGCCCCUGUAAAGCAAAGUAGUUCCUCGAAAUCGAUCUCUGCGACGGCUGUUGCUCAGUCGCAACAUCGGGCACCAUUCACCUUCAUUAGUCCACGAGAUAGGCUUUUCGGUCUGAGUUCUGAAGUCCACACCUUUAGCACGGGAUUACUUGAAAAAACCAGCGACAGCAUCUUGAAAGCGGCGAAGAUUGGCGAUUUUCAGGCUAUAAAGGAUCUCCACGGGAAAGGAUAUUCACUUUUGUCUAUCGACGCCACUGGUCAAACUGCUCUUCAUUUGGCAGCGAGGCACGGUCACAGGGACAUCGUCAGGUAUCUCAUUGCUUGCGCGCCAUCGACCAUCCUCAAUAUGAUUGACAACGACAAAGGUCAGACCGCUUUGCACAAAGCGGCUCAAUAUAAGCGUCGUUCCAUUUGCUGCAUGUUGGUAGCAGGCGGUGCUACUUUAACCAUUGCGGACCGCAACGGCCACACGCCUCGUGAUCUUGCUCUGCAAGCGGAGGACCGUGACCUCGCAGCAUAUUUAUAUAGUCGAUCGAUCAGUAAACGAUUGCCUUGUCGUAUCGCAACGUUGUGGCGUUACAGUGUUUCGCUGACUGGCCACGGGGUGUUUGAAAGGGAAACAUCGAUAGUACUUGGCACUGAUAUUAUCACUGGCUUGCAAACGUUCUGUGGAUCUCCGCUGAUAUUUUCAUCGAACGUUUGUAUCUACUGAUAAACGACAGUAGCGAUUGGGAGAACGAUUUAGGAAUUAGUGGCAUUAUUUUUAUACGAAUAAUAAGUAGGAGAAUCAAAUUCUACUUGUCAAAACCAAUCACGUGAAAAAUUCAAAAUAUCACUUCUUGUAAUGGAAAAAUGAAAUUUGCAGUUAACGUACAUGAAAAUUACGUCCAAACAAUAAAAUGGGAUUACAAUUUACAAGUUUUCUAAUCUAUAAAUAUACGUUUAAUGUAACUUGUUUAACUGCCAACAGGAACCAUUAAUUUCGAAUUUUGAAUUUGAAGCUUCCUGCAUGGCCAAAGGCGACACAGAGAGGAACUAUUUUGUGAGUAUCGUAUCAUUUUAUCUCUGAGAAUUUACUUGUCACUCUAAUUUCUCCAAAAAUGUGAAAUGAAUGUACUUAUCGAGGAGAAUCGUUUGGAAGCACUGUAUCGCGACAACAAAGCAUCGAUGUCAUCGAGUAUAGCGUAAAUUCUUCUGUACAUUGACCCAGCCUAAUGUACGAACACUACUGUAUAUAUCUAUACGUCAGAUACGUAUAUUAUAAUAUUUAUCGAAUUUUUCGAAUACUUAAUAAAAAAAUGAAAGAAGAAAAUCAAUGCCUUUUGCGGUUCGCAAAUGUAUCACGAAUUAAGGGAGAACUGGAUUGCGAGGAAGGCGAACAAGCUGUCCCCGAGCCGAAAAGUUUCCUUCGGGCUGGAUAGGCUAUCAUUAGGGUUGCCAACUACGUCAGGUAUAAAUCCUCCACUUUCGUUAUUUCUACAAAAUAAAAAUCUCCAAAGCUUUAUCACAAUUUUGUUAUAACUCUCAAAUGCAUCAUCAAGAAUGGCCAAGAAAUAGAAAUCGAGAAAACCUGAAAAUAGAGUCGUAGGUGGUACAAAAUAAUUUCUCUCAAAGUCAUUAUUUUACAAGAUUUCAAGAUAAAACAAGUCAUUGCCUCGCCCUGUAUACUAUCCAACCCCGAAGAAAGGCCAAGGCUAAAAAAAUAAGACCUGAAAAUGGAGCGUCCUUACCUAAACGAAGCCUGGCAACCUUAAUUAGCCUGCGUAUACUUUCCCUUUCGUUCCGAGGAAUGUCCUCUUCGUGGUCGAUUAGAAAACCGCGUGCCUAUCGCUCGGUUUAGCGUUAAUCCUUAAGGGAUAAUUAGCGCCGAGUUUAGGAUCGGGCGUCGGGUCGCGAGUAACGAGUACUUCCGACGAGUGGAAGGCUGACGUAGCUGCGAAUGCUUCGGAAGUCUCGGCUGAGAACUUUCCGGUACGGCGAUAACGAGUAUUGUUGUACGCGAUGCUAAUUAGAGAGCUAAGUUCGCGUGCCCCGCGAUUCGUGGGUCUCGUACGGUCUGAUGUUCGCGUUUAACCGGCAAGGAUCGAUUCGUAGAACGAUGAUUGAUAUCUUCUGAUGGGAUACGUUCGUCAUUUUAACAAGUUGGCUGACAACUGCGUUGCGAAAUUCUGGCACGAUCGGGUGAUCCGUCAGGAGUUGCGCGAGACGGUUCAGUAACAGGAUUAAAUGGGAUGUUAGGUCUGGACUGGAGGAUUCGACUAUUGAUGGCAAGUUUGAUGUGUGUCAGACACGUUGCUUAUGUGUUUGAAUGUUUUUUAAAACAGUUGAGGGGGAGUUGGAAUUAGGAUAUCCUGUGAGUGUUUGAACCAACACGUUGCAAAAUAAACAUUUUGGAGUAUUUGUGAAAAAACCCAAUUGCUGAUGGAUCAUGGGUCAACGAUGACCCCCAGAACGUGCUCGAUAUAGGCCUAACACACUGUCGAUGCAUGUUUGUAGGAACAGUGAUUGUGAACUUACCAUUAAGAUCGUGGGAUUAUCAGGACCCUCGACGAUAUCUCGUGGGUGUUGGAGCCAACGUGUUGAAAAGUGAACAAGCAGUUUGACGUGGAGAGAUUAGCCUUGCCAGUUAAAGUUUAAUGAAUCGGAUCGUUAAGCUCGUGGAAGCUUUGCCUGUUUCAGUUUUAGAACCUUCUAUCGCCAGGGAUAGUAUGAAACUAAAGGGAACCGUGAUCUUAUUUAAAAUUUAUCCUUGUUCUUACUUUCAUAGCUUCUUGCGAAUUUCUUAACAAUUUUUUGACUAUAUAAACAUAAAAAUUUAAUAGAUACACAAUGGGUCAUUGAUUUUAUCAGGAAUUAUAAGGACGUUAUAAAAGAUGAUACCUGGACAAUUUCAAGCUUCCGACUUGGAAAUGAAUUUUGUCUUAAAUUAAAAGCACGAUUGUUUCUUGGAAAUUCUGUGUAAAAUAAAAUGAAACAGAAGAAACAGCAGGCAAAGUUUCCCACGGAAUUUCCCAUCGAGGCAAAGGCGACGUUAGUUCUAGUAGAUAAGUCGUGAAUGAGGAUGAGAUGACGAAAGGUGAGUGCGAGAUAGCAAACGCGACGAGAGCGUGAGCAUAAGAAUUGCGCAGAGUUACCCGAAGGGAGGAAAAGAAACACAGUAUUGCCUUUCUCAGGGACGCGGUCUCGGUCCGUGGGUUUCAUCUUAAGUUUUAGAGCAAUAAAUUGGCGACAAUCACGACGUUUUUUCGGCCCGAGGCCGCGUCGCCCAUCGUUUCCUCGUCUGUCCGCGCGAUUAUUUUUCAUUCCUCUUCGCUUCGACGACGAAAUCCACGUUAAACGUCAUGAUUAUACAUCAAGGAGCAAAGCUGGGCAAAAUUGAAAUAAAACA